This is a messenger RNA of Boleophthalmus pectinirostris (great blue-spotted mudskipper), 1221 nucleotides long. It is a transcript of the gene sfr1, whose product is annotated as SWI5-dependent homologous recombination repair protein 1. Bases 187 to 822 code for a protein of 211 amino acids. The record is from RefSeq and is a predicted model, not a curated record. Gene Ontology annotation, cellular component: Swi5-Sfr1 complex. Gene Ontology annotation, biological process: double-strand break repair via homologous recombination; positive regulation of DNA-templated transcription. The transcript has 3 exons. NCBI's taxonomy places the organism in Eukaryota, Metazoa, Chordata, Actinopteri, Gobiiformes, Gobiidae.
UGGAGGCUUUCUUGAGCUCAAAAACACGGAAGUGAAGAUAGUACACCGUUGUUUACUUGAUUUACUAACUGUACACGCUCACUAAAAAAGCCUCUUAAAAAAAAGUACAGUUUCUAACUUGUCCCGACGUGAGCUGAUCUUUUUUACGUUUACUCCGAUGAAGCCAGUUUAGCUCAACUUGUAGCGAUGGAAAUCACUCCAAAAGCAACAACUAAAUUCAAAUCUGUUUAUUCCACUCCCGAAGAAACUGGGACAGGAGACAUAAGUCCGAGUGUCUCAAGUGCAGAAAAGUCUCACCACAAACUCAGCGCUUCUUUGAGGGAGAGGCUGAAAAGAUGCAGGCGGUCCUUCACCUCUCCCAUCUGCGUGGCCAAACGUUUGUGUGUGGAUGAAGAGGAGGAUGAAGUCCAACCCCAACAAGUCCCAACAACAGCCAUCAAACAGACAGUUAAUAAUCCUCCACUGAACAGAAACGUGCUCAGUUCAAAUAACGCAGAAGGAUGCUGCAGUAUUGGACCCAUUUCCGAACCAUGUCUGAACUUGACCCAACAACUCGAGCAACUUAAAAAGGAAGUGAAAGACAAGACAGAGACUCUGAGAAGAUUAAAGAUGGUUAAGAUGUAUAGAAGCAAGAAUAAUCUUACACAACUCCAGUCCUUGAUUGACAAGUGGAGGAGCUGUGCCCAGGCUGCGCUCUAUGAACUGCAGUCAGAAGUUACCCAAGAUGGAAAGAAAGCCAGUCUAUCAGAACUCAUAGAUCUGUUUGGCUUGGAGGACAAUAUUCUGCACUUUGAUCGCACAGAGGAGGACUUCACAACAUAACAAGUGUAAUGAAAGGUUACAGAUGUAUGAGUUCAAGGCAUUCCAAAAGUUGUUUAAAACUGAGUUGGACAAUAUUUGUGGAAGACUGUUCUCUUCAAGUGUGAAAGAGCAAAUGUGUGCUGUUUCUGAGAAAUUACUGGGUUUUUGCACAAGAAGCAGCUGGUACAACAUCUUAAACUUAACAAUAACUUUUGUUUUAGUUAUAUGGACCGGUGACAAUAUAGUUUGAAAAUUUUGAAAAAACAGUUGUGAUGGUUGCCAGAUCACAGAUAUAUUGUACCGUUUUUGUACCAUAUAGAGUAAGAUUGGCACUUACCCUGUAAUGUAUUCCAGUUUUUACAUUUAAUUCUAAAAUGUGAACCAAACCUUUUCACACACACUCAUUUUGUUGCUGCUGAA